AUGUCUGAAUCAUUAAGAGAAACAUUCCAAAGAUGCAAACAAGAAGGUCGUAAUGCCUUAAUCAACUUCAUUACUGCUGGUUUCCCAACUGUUGAUGAUACCAUCCCCAUCCUCAAAGGUAUGCAAGAUGCCGGGGUAGAUAUCAUCGAAUUAGGUGUCCCAUUCUCCGAUCCUAUUGCUGAUGGUCCUACCAUUCAAGCUGCCAACACUGUCGCAUUAAAUAACGGUGUUUCAGUAGUUAAAUGUUUACAAAUGGUUAGAGAUGCCAGAGCUCAAGGUGUUACCAUCCCAAUCAUUUUAAUGGGUUAUUAUAAUCCAAUUUUAAAAUAUGGUGAAGAAAAAUUAAUUGAAGAUGCUGCUAAUGCAGGUGCAAAUGGGUUCCUUGUUGUUGAUUUACCACCUGAAGAUGCUAUUAAAUUUAGAAGUACUUGUGCCACUAAUGGUGUCUCAUAUGUUCCUUUAGUUGCCCCAGCAACUACUAAUGAACGUUUGAGAGUCUUGGGUAGUAUUGCUGAUUCUUUCAUCUAUGUUGUUUCUAAAAUGGGUACCACUGGUGCGUCAAAGACUGUUUCAGCCGGUAUUGAUGAAUUAUGUGCUCGUGUUAGAAAAAAUGCUGGUGAAGAUAUCCCACUUGCGGUUGGAUUCGGUGUUUCCAAUAGAGAACAAUUCUUAGCUGUUGGUGAAUCUGCCGAUGGGGUCGUCAUUGGAUCUAAAAUUAUAACUUUGGUUAGUGAAGCUCAACCAGGUCAAAGAGGUAAAGUCGCAUAUGAUUACGUCAGAUCUAUUCUUGGUGAUGAUUUUAAAGCAAAUGCUCCAACAGCAUUCCAAAGAAGUGAAUCUAAUUUAUCCGUACAAACCAAACCAAUGCUUGAAGAAUCUCAUAAAUUUAAUCCAAGAUUCGGUGAUUUCGGGGGUCAAUAUGUUCCUGAGGCUUUACAUACCUGUUUAGCCGAAUUAGAAAAAGGAUUUGAAGAAGCUGUUGCUGAUCCAGAAUUCUGGAAAGAAUUCCGAGCUUUAUUCACUUAUAUCGGUAGACCAUCUUCCUUACAUAAGGCCGAAAGAUUAACCGAAUAUGCCGGUGGGGCCCAAAUCUGGUUAAAGAGAGAAGAUUUAAAUCAUACUGGUUCCCACAAAAUUAACAAUGCCUUAGCCCAAGUUUUAAUUGCCAAGAGAUUAGGUAAGUCCAAAAUCAUUGCCGAAACCGGUGCUGGUCAACAUGGGGUUGCUACCGCUACUGCAUGUGCUAAAUUCGGGUUAGAAUGUACUGUUUUCAUGGGAGCUGAAGAUGUUAGACGUCAAGCUCUAAAUGUUUUCAGAAUGAGAAUCUUGGGGGCAAAAGUUGUUGCUGUCAAAAAUGGUACUCAAACUUUAAGAGAUGCAACUAGUGAAGCUUUCAGAUAUUGGGUUUCUAAUUUACAAACCACUCAUUAUGUUGUUGGUUCUGCAAUUGGACCUCAUCCAUACCCAAUCUUAGUCCGUACUUUCCAAAGUGUUAUCGGACAAGAAACAAAACAACAAUUCCAAGAAUUAAAUGAUGGAAAAUUACCAAAUGCCGUUGUGGCCUGUGUUGGUGGUGGAUCAAAUUCAACAGGGAUGUUUUCUCCAUUUGAAAAAGAUACCGAAGUUAAGAUGUUGGGUGUAGAAGCCGGUGGGGACGGGUUAGAUACCGCCCGUCAUUCCGCCACUUUAACUGCUGGUAUUCCAGGUGUUUUCCAUGGGGUUAAGACAUAUGUGUUACAAGAUCAAGAUGGACAAGUGUUUGAUACUCAUUCCGUUUCUGCUGGGUUGGAUUAUCCUGGUGUUGGUCCAGAAUUGGCAUUUUGGAAAGCUACUGGUCGUGCUGAAUUUAUCGCUGCGACUGAUGCUCAAGCUUUACAAGGUUUCAAGUUGUUGUCACAAUUAGAAGGUAUUAUUCCUGCUUUGGAAUCUUCUCAUGCCAUUUAUGGUGGGGUUGAACUUGCAAAGACCAUGGCUAAGGAUCAACAUAUUGUGAUUAAUGUUUCUGGUAGAGGGGAUAAGGAUGUUCAAUCCGUGGCUGAGGUUUUACCUGUAUUAGGUGAACAAAUUGGUUGGGAUUUAAGAUUUGAAGCUGAUCCUUCAAAGUAA
Molecule: messenger RNA, 2106 nt
Organism: Hemisphaericaspora subhashii
Lineage: Eukaryota; Fungi; Ascomycota; Pichiomycetes; Serinales; Debaryomycetaceae
Gene: TRP5
Product: tryptophan synthase
Exons: 1
Coding region: 1-2106 (701 amino acids)
Biological process (GO): L-tryptophan biosynthetic process
Cellular component (GO): cytoplasm
Molecular function (GO): tryptophan synthase activity
Source: RefSeq, a predicted model, not a curated record